AUGUCUUCUCAUUCCGAAGACCAUCAAAACAAACGAGAUCAACCAAAUCAUCAUUCAUCUCCAUCCUCAGACACAAAUAAUAAUCACCAACCAGCGGCACCACCACCAUCACAACCUCCACCGCCACCACAACCACCCAACAACCAAUCUCCGGCACACGGUUAUCCGCCGGCGAUGCGUUUCCCUCCGCAAAUGGUGUAUACCCAUGGCGGGCCAUACCCCGCCUACCCUCCCCCUCCUCAUGGUUGUAACCAAUACCCUUACGCACAACUCCCACCAGGUGCCCCUUAUUACAAUCAGGGUUAUGCAUCUCCCCAGAAUGAUCGAUGUUCAGGAUUCGCUCGUGGAAUUAUUGCAGCUAUGUUUGUUUUGAUUGUUCUUACCUGCCUCUCAAGCCUAAUCACCUGGGUCGUUUUACGUCCGGAAAUACCAGUUGUUCACGUAGAUAACAUGUCUGUCUCCAAUUUUAAUACCUCGACUCCUUUCAUGGCAACAUGGGAUACAAAUCUCACACUAGAAAACCCAAAUCAUAAGUUAAGACUUUACUUGGAUAAAAUCGUGGGUGCCAUGUUUUACGACGAUGAAGAUUCCUUGGGUUCUUCUUGGCUUAACCCUAUUUUCAUGGAGACGAAGACCAAAACCACGAUGAAUGCUAUCAUUUCCACCAAUGGUUCAGCUCAAAACGCGGUGCCGAUUUGGUUAACCCAAGAAAUGAGCAAGGAUCGAGCCACGGGAUCCCUGACUUUUGCCUUGAGGAUUCGUAUAUGGGCGACGUUUAAAACUGGCUCCUGGUGGACUAGAAGUUUGGUGAUUAGAGUUUUAUGUGACGAUUUGAAGGUUAAUUUCGUGGGUGCUUCAGGAAAUGGGGCUUUGGCACCUGGAAAACGUGACAAUUGUGAUGUUUAUGCGUGA
Molecule: messenger RNA, 912 nt
Organism: Theobroma cacao (cacao)
Lineage: Eukaryota; Viridiplantae; Streptophyta; Magnoliopsida; Malvales; Malvaceae
Product: NDR1/HIN1-like protein 10
Biological process (GO): defense response to other organism
Cellular component (GO): plasma membrane
Source: RefSeq, a predicted model, not a curated record